AGCUCUUCCACCCCCAUUCCUCGCUCGCUCGCUCGCUUUGCUAUUUCAUCUCCCUGUUUCUCUCCUCGUUGCCUUCUCUCCCUCCCUGCCUGGCUUGGCUCUGGCAUGCUCUAGGAGGCUCUUUUCUUGCCUGUGCCAGACAGUGUCCCCCUAGACACGCAGCCUCUUUUGGAACCAGGAGAUGCUUUGAACUGAUGCUGAGGCUGAGGCUGCCCAAGGAAGCUGCAGGCAGGCUCUCCCAGCAUCUCUGAGCUCGUGCUCUCUGAAGCACCGGCUGAAGUUGAGGGAGAGGUUAGGAUGAAGCAGGAAAAUGAGAUCAUGUAGCACUACUUCAAGGCUUCUCAACAUGGAAGGCAACAUGGAAGUUAGCUGGGUUGGCCGUGUCUCCGACCCACCUCUCUUCUUCCUCCUGGAGCAAACCAGGUUCCAUGGACUCCGCCACAUCUUCUCAGGGCGCCUGUCAUGCCCCCGCCGGGCCUUCUGGCUCCUGGCCUUCCUCGGCUCUUUGGCCUUGCUCUUCACCUGGUCCUCCAACCGCAUCCGCUACCUGCUCUCCUGGCCUGUUCACACCAAGGUCCACCUCCUCUAUGCCCGACAGCUCACCUUCCCAGCCGUCACCUUCUGCAACAACAACUUGCUCCUGCUACGGCGCAUGAGCCGAGCGGAUCUUCACCUGGGUGGCUACUGGCUGGGGCUCCUCAAUAAGAACUUGCAGCCAGUGCCUGCUGCCAGGGCUCUGCUGCGGGACCCAAGAUGGCUCUGGCUGGGGAACCUGCUCAAUUUCUCCCACUAUCUGCCACCUUUACCACCGCAGGAGCAGUCCACACGCCGCUUGCUGGACAGGCUGGGCCAUCAGCUUGAGGAAAUGCUCCUUUCCUGCCGCUUUCAGGGCGAGCGCUGUGGCCCCCACAACUUCACGACUGUGUACACCCGCUACGGAAAGUGCUACACAUUCAACUCAGGUCAGCCUGACAAGCCACCGCGCAUCACCAAUAAGGGAGGAACGGGUAACGGCUUGGAGAUCAUGUUAGACAUUCAGCAGGACGAGUAUCUUCCUGUCUGGGGAGAGACAGAUGAGACCUCAUUUGAAGCUGGGAUUAAAGUGCAGAUCCACAGCCAGGAUGAGCCGCCCUGUAUUGACCAGCUGGGAUUUGGGGUGGCACCUGGUUUCCAGACAUUUGUGUCGUGCCAGGAGCAGCGGCUCAUCUACCUUCCUCCACCCUGGGGUGACUGCAAGUCAGUGACAAUGGAAUCUGAAUUCUACGAUACCUACAGCAUCGCAGCCUGCCGCAUAGACUGUGAGACUCGCUACCUGGUGGAGAACUGCAACUGUCGCAUGGUGCACAUGCCUGGUGAUGCCCCCUAUUGUACACCUGAACAAUACAAGGAGUGUGCAGACCCAGCCCUUGACUUCUUGGUGGAGAAAGAUAAUGAUUACUGUGUAUGUGAGAUGCCUUGCAAUGUCACCCGUUAUGGGAAGGAGCUCUCCAUGGUCAAGAUUCCCAGCAAGGCAUCAGCCAAGUACUUGGCCAAGAAAUACAACAAGAGCGAACAGUACAUUGGAGAGAACAUCCUGGUACUGGACAUUUUCUUUGAGGCUCUGAACUAUGAGACCAUUGAACAGAAAAAAGCAUAUGAAGUGGCUGGACUUCUGGGUGACAUUGGGGGUCAGAUGGGGCUGUUCAUUGGAGCCAGUAUAUUAACUGUGCUGGAGCUAUUUGACUACGCCUACGAGAUUAUUAAGUACCGCUUCUCUCGCCGUGGCAAGUGCCAGAAGAAACACAAAGGCAACAACAGUGACAAGGGGGUAGCCCUGAGCCUGGAUGAUGUGAAGCGCCACAACCCAUGUGAGAACAUCCGAGGCCAUCCAGCAGGCAUGACGUACGCAGCCAACAUCCUACCUCACCAUCCGGCCCGGGGAACCUUUGAGGACUUUACUUGCUAACUGACCACUGGAUGUACAACUAACACUACCAAAGGGAAGGGCCCAUGCUGAGCAGCCCUGGCCCAGCCCAGCCCACGAACCUGCCAACCUCCUUGUCAGGGCCUCUAUCUCAGACUCCCAGAAGAGGCAGCCCCUCCUCAACCCACCCGCCCCAGGCCAAGGCAGUGAUACGCACACAGAGCAAACUGGACAGAGGCGGGGUGUGUGGGGGCAGUGGGGGAUGUCUGUGCUGUCAGGCUCAUGCUAGUUUCUGCUCUUGUCCCAAUGAUGCCCUUGAACUUUUAACUCAGUGAGAAGAGCUGCCAAGAGAACAUUUUGCAGUGCCGAGUGAAGGCGAGGGCAUGGCCUUCUCCAAUCCACAUGCAGGGAAGUCUUGACUGCCUGUACGCCCCUCCUGCAGCCAUGCUGCUCCAUGCCCACAAUGAGCCUUGUGUGUGGGUGGCCAUCUUGUAUGAAGGCCCUCUUUCUUUUAAUCUCAAUGCCAAGAAGAACCUACAGGCGUGCCAGCCAAGCUGUUCCCCCACAGUGUUCAGUUUGUAAUGAUCACUUGCACUAUCCAAAGGAGGUGCUACAUCAAUUUCCUUCCCCCACUACCAUCACCAUCUUGCUGUGUAUUAUGGGAAACCACAGCCAAGGCUUUUCCUGUAGCAAGACCGUAACUGAACUGUGAGGGCCCACUUGAAGAGGACAUGUUACCAACUACUUGUCUCACCCAACUAAUAGUUUCCCUUUUUGUCUAGCCUGGACUCUUCUCUGGGUCUGAGCUUUGUCCCCAACUACCCCCCACCACAUAUGAAAGGCAGAUGAAUGAUAGGUGAUGAGCUGUUCCAAAGUUUAAAACAUUGACGUUAUGUGCUGCCUGGGCCCCUUCUGUGCAUGUUCUUGGGGGUUAUGUGGAAAUUCUCAAGUACUGUGUGCCAUUUUGCAGUAGGAUACAAAAUUGUUUUCAAACAAGUCUCACUUUAUAGUUCCACAACUUCUGAAAGGGGAAGAGAGAGCAGCCUGCCCUGCUGCAUUUGAUCCUGGGUUUCAUUUUUCCCCUCUACAGUGGCAUGGCAACCUUUUAGCCCAAUCCAGGCUAAAAGGCAGAAAGAACACACCAUUAUUCCUUUGGCUGUGCACAUGUGUAGGGGUGAACCAUGCCAGUUCCUGCCUCAGCACCAUGGCUUGAAGGAACAGGGGGGACCUGUAGGCAAGUGUCAAUAAUAGCUCUGCUUUAGUGCAAUGCAGAAAACUUGUUGCCCCUAAAUUUCUACAGGCGUUGCGCAGACAUGGCCUGUCCUACCUUUGGGCCAGUAGUUUGCUGGCGAUGAUGAGGGGGGAAAACAUGCCACCAUCAGAAACACACAAAGGGUUUCCACUCCAGGCAAAUGCAUGCUAAUGGUGGAAAACAUUUUUUUUUAAUUUGGCUAUUAAGCAUCAUCAGCAUAGACAGAAAUAAAAAGCAGCUCAGGGGAGUGAAGGUGUCUCUCUUGGCAAUGAAAGCCUCCUGGAUUUAUCUGAUGCUUUGCAGAACCAAGUCCUGUUUUGGAACAUCUGUGUUACCACAACCUGAUUGUGGAAUGGGAAGGUCACCAAGAUGGAGGGCUCCCUUUCAGGAGACGUUUUCCCCUGCUAGGAGAGUUGUGUACCAUGGAAGGCAUAGAUUAGGGAGGGUGGUUUGGGUUUCCUUCUGUAGUGUUUGUUUCUGGCCUGAUUUGACCUCCCGUACAACCUGUUCACAGUGCUCAUCCUGAGAAGACAAGAAUGGUGGUGAAAAUUUAUCACAAUGAGAGGAGAUGACCUCUUCCCAAAAGCAGUUACCACCUGUUCCUACCAUAGCAGAAGGUCCUAGGUUCAAUCUUCAGCAUGUCCAGGUAGGGCUGGGAAAGAUCUGAAACCCUGGAGAACCACUGUCAGUCAGUGCUGACAGUAUUGAGCUAGAUAAACCAAUGGUGUGACUCAGUAUAUGGCAGAUUCAUGUUCCUAUUUAAAAUCACCUUUUAAAAAGCCCAGGCUUGUUAUCCAAAAUUUUUCCAAUCACUCAGCCUAAAUGAGGGACUGAUACCACCAUUGGUGGAGAGGCUUGUCUGAAAUUGUUUUACAAAAUGAUUCUGGUGAGCUUGUCUGCCCAGCUCUGUUCUGAGUGAAGGUAUAUGUAUGAAGCACUCCAGGUCUUACUGGGGGGGAGAAAAAGCUUUCUAAAAAUUUUGUAUGAAGCUACAACUUGACAAGGUUGAGAACUGGAGGCCUUAGCAGGUGGGGAUUAGAGACCUAUGACCUCACCCUAUGAUCCUAUCUACAUCCAGCUGUUGUUGAUGUCCUCUCCCACUCCUUUGGUGGUGGCUCAGCUGGUCUUGGCUCACAACUCACUGGAGCCAUCCAAGUUAUAAAACACACCAGUAUGGGAUAUGAACCGGCCAAGGGGGAGGAAGAAUCAACAGUCAAAGUAAAUCUGGAUUAUUUAGGUUCAUCAGUGGUGGGCUAAUAUGUGUGAGAGACCUUGCAGAGUGGCAGGGGACUAGGCCUGUGCUCCUCCCAUGCCUUAUGAGCCUAUGGCUGUAAAGAGAAAAGGGGGAAAAUAGAGAAAUUCUGAUUACAUUAUGGGGAUUAAGUGAAAGGCUGCAGAAGAAACAUGCCCCUGUGGAGUCCCAGGUAUCUAUCUGUAGCCCCAUGGGAGCCAUGGGACUUGAUGGCACAAAGAUACCCACUACUAAACUGCCUCUCAGACACGCUUGCCUACUUGGCAUUUUUAUGCCCUUCGGGGGGGGGGGGAUGGGAGAUAUGCCAACAAUUGUGUUGCUUUUUCACUUUUAAAGGAAAUAGGCUCCCUCCCAGCCUGGGCGCCCACAGCAUCUAGUGCCUGUCCCAGUCCAGCCUCUUCCCUCAACAUUAAUUUAGGUAUGCUGCAUGUGCAGCCUCCCCAAGGCCAAAGUUCUCCUUAUCUUUAAGAGCUUCUGCAAUAAAAUCUCAUUUUGAGUGUGUGUGUUUUUAAAGCUUUAUUUUGAUCCUAAUUAUGCUAGGGCUUGGUGGUCUGAACUUUCUCAUUAAAAGGGUGUUUGCUGUUCAUGUUUGGCCCCCUGAAUAAAACUAGGCCCUAAUUUCCCAAAGAUGCGACAACUCUGCUAUGGCUGGAACUUUUAACAUGGACCUUUCUGGAGAGGGUCUUUACUUUGAGAGUGGGGGGGGUUCAUUUUUCUUUAUUUUUCAUUUGGUUGUUUCUACUUUUCUGCUUGAAAGCUUUUGAAGAUAGGGCUCAAAUUUGACCUCUUUUUAAUUUAACCAUUUUUACUACUUCAUGCUCAUUUUAUAUUUCUUAUGUAUAAAAUAUAUUAUAUAUAUUAUUAUAUAUAUAUAUGUACAUAUAUAGAUAGAUAUAUACAUACACACUCCUCUAUAUGCUCCAUGACAGUGUAUAUACCCAUCUGGUAGCAUCAAAAGCGUUGAUAUUGUGCCAUUAUAAUUUUUUUUCCAACUAUCGAUCUCUGAAUGCCUUCAAGUGUAUAAAGUGUUGAAUUCUCUCUGGUAUCUGUACUAUGUACACAUUUUCAUAGGAAGCACAAGAAGAUGACAAAUGCAUUGUAUAU
Molecule: messenger RNA, 5511 nt
Organism: Rhineura floridana
Lineage: Eukaryota; Metazoa; Chordata; Lepidosauria; Squamata; Rhineuridae
Gene: ASIC1
Product: acid sensing ion channel subunit 1
Exons: 10
Coding region: 311-1945 (544 amino acids)
Biological process (GO): sodium ion transmembrane transport
Cellular component (GO): membrane
Source: RefSeq, a predicted model, not a curated record